AUGCUCACUCUGGGGCUUGUCGAUGGGGAGCAGGAGCUCGUGGACGCUGACGUGUACAUGAUCAUGGAGAUCUGCGAUUCGGACCUGAAGAAGCUGAUCAAGCAGGAGCGGGGCCGACAGUCGGAGUCGGCAGCUGUACGGCUUUUGGAGCCGAGGCCAGCGCUGCGGGAACUGGAGUCACCUGUGCAGCUCGUGUCGCUGCAGGCGUUCGAGCGGGUGCGCCGCAGCCGCUGCCUCGCCCUCGCCCUCGCGCUCGGCUUCUGCCUGGCAGCCCCCGCGGCGGCCUUCGCCGCCCCGCCCCGCGGCGGCCCCGCCGGCACCACCCGGCCAUCCCGGGUCGGCCUGUGGGCCGCCAUGAAGAAGUCGAAGAGAGCCCGCGAUGCCACCGUCCGGCGGCUCACCCCGGUGGGGCAGGGCGCGGACGUGCACGUGAUCAUUUACAAGACUUUCAACAACAUUCACGUGCGUCUUGCCCUGAGAGGAGAAAGAGUCAUCUGGCAAACCAUGGAGAAGCUGUACGGCGCGACGCUCCCGAACACCAAUUUCGCGAUCGAGGCCGCGCUCUGCACCGCGGGUAAGCUCAGCAUCCCGAGGGUGUUCGUGCAGCUCAUGGGGCCCAACUCGACCGCCAUGCAGGGCACCAUCAUGACCAUAGGGAAUUUAGGAAUCGAGGACGUGACGCUGCUGCCGGUGCACGUGAACAACGUGCUCUACAGCCUGCUCGUCGGCCUCAACUACAUCCACUCGGCGGGCAUCUACCACCGCGACCUGAAGCCCGCCAACUGCUUUGUGAACCAGGACUGCACAGUCAAGAUCGGAGACUUCGGCCUCGCCCGCGCGAUCGGCGGGGAGACGACCAGCAGCACCUGA
Prorocentrum cordatum is the source of this 870-nucleotide messenger RNA. The record is from the annotation of a GenBank genome assembly. Lineage: Eukaryota; Dinophyceae; Prorocentrales; Prorocentraceae.